AGUCUAGUAUAUUUCUGAAUAACUUUUGUUUUUCAGCUUUGAGACGAGCAAGUAUUGGUAACAGAAGCAGAGAUAAUUGUCCAUUGAAAGCCACAGAUGGUGGAAAAAAUAUUUCUUUGAUUGAUAGUUAUGCAGUGAGGUUGGAAGAGAUGUUGGCAGGUGUACGUAGAACCAUUGGCAUAAAUCGAGAGACCACUCCACCUUUAGUGACAGUUAAUAUGUCAGAUGUUAGUUCUACUGAGUUUCCACGAAAUGGCCGUAGGAGGGGUACUUCAAAUAAAAUUGUGGAUCAAUCUGGUAUUAAUACUACUGUAGAAGAAGAAAUAAAAAUUGAUCAGAGAAGAAAUACUCGAAAGAAAAAUAUCGACGUACCAGAGAUUUGUUCAACACCCCCAAAUGUCAGUAAAGUUCGUUCUAGGAAAGGCACACCCAAUAGAGUUGCUGCAGAUCGAACAGUGCCAAAUUCUAAAGCUGAGAAAAUGAAUGUUGACAGUUACAUCGAAGUUUCAACAUCAACUGGAAAGACGCCAAAGAAAGUUCAGUUUGCUGUAAAUGAUGAUGAUAUAGAUUCAAAUUUCUCUGAAGACUCACUAGUUGAAUUUGAUGCUCGUCAAAAAUCUAUGCAUAGUUAUCUUUCAGAAUUAAAAAAGCAUUCACCUGAAGGAAAAGAUUAUGAAGAAUUUACUUCUUGGACCUUUAAAAAAAGUUCAGAAGAUCCUGCUGAAGAGGUUAUGCCUAGAUCAAGAGAUCAUCAAAACACUAUUGCUAACACCUUUGAAGAAAAUUUAGAUCCUUCUGAAGAAGUUAUGCCUAGAUCAAGAGAUCAGCAAAAAACUAUUGCUAACACCUUUGAGGAAAAUUUAGAUUUGGAUCCUCCUGAAAAAGUUAUGCCAAAAGCAAGAGGUCGCCGAAAAACUAUUUCUAGCACCCUUGAAGAAAAUUUAGCAGAUUUGAAUCCUCCUGAAAAAGGUAUGCCUAAAGCAAGAGGUGGUCGAAGAACUAUUUCUAGAGCCCUUGAAGAAAGUUUAGAAGAUUUUAAUCCUUUUGAAAAAGUUACGCCUAAAUCAAGCAAUCGUCGAAAAACUAUUUCUAGUGUCUUUGAAGAAAAUUUAGAAGAUACGAAUACACCUCACACAAGUGAUCAAACCAGCUUUAAGCGUAAAUCAGUUUCCAGUGUAAAUGCUGCUCCAUCACCCAAAAGAUUAAGAAGUGGGAAAAGAAACAGUGUUGCUGCUGUUACUAAAGUGAAAGAAGAACCUGUAAAUAAUUCUUUGGAGUGUGAUAGUUCUGCUGUUGAAGGUAAAUUAAUUGCAUUUUAAAACUGUGUUGCAUAU
Messenger RNA from Stegodyphus dumicola, 1334 nucleotides. RefSeq lists its product as uncharacterized. The record is from RefSeq and is a predicted model, not a curated record. NCBI's taxonomy places the organism in Eukaryota, Metazoa, Arthropoda, Arachnida, Araneae, Eresidae.